AUGGCAUCUUCUUUACCAAAUCUUUGUCUUAAAAGAAUUUUUGAGUACCUUAAUGAUGAUAAAAAUACAUUGCAUUCUAGUCUUUUGGUAAAUAGACAUUGGUGUCAAGAAGCCGUAUCUAUUCUUUGGAGGAGCCCUAACGCCCACAUGUCAAAACAAUUAGUUGAGGUGUAUAUUUCUUGUUUGAGUGAUGAAGAAAAACAAGUUCUAAAUGAUCAUGGUUUGAACCUUCCUCCUUCAACUUUAUCGCGACCAACAUUUGAUUAUGCGAAAUAUUUACGUGUUCUACAUAUUGGUGGUUUAUAUCACCAUUUAUGGUGGUGGUGCAAUCUUCGAAGAGACAAUUGUAUUGGUGCUGAUGGUCGUUGGAUAUUAACUGAACAUUUAUUAAAACUAUUUAUAAGUCGUUGCCCAGCACUUUGUCAAUUUUCAUGCGAUACAACUUGCCUUCUAGAAAAGUUUGACAUAACCAAAUAUCCUGGUGCUUCUUCCUGUCUACCACACAUUCAACAUCUAACACUGACUGGUAAAAGAUUAAAAAAGUAUUUUGAAAAAUUUGAAAUCUGUAAUAAUUUAAGGCAAUUAAAAACAUAUCUUCCUGUUUAUGAAUGGGAUAAUAAAAGACAAUGUCGAAAUACUGAAAAGUUUGAUGCUGAAGUGAAAGGAAUAGUUGAUUUUAUCAAACUGCAAGAUAAAUUACAAGAUUUGGAAUUAUAUGGUGAUUAUUAUGGAAAUGACACUAGUGGUAAAAUAAUUGCCGCUUUAGAAAGUCAGGCCAAUUCAUUGGUAAGCUUAAAACUAUGUUAUGUGAGAUUUGAGGGUCAACCACCAUUCUAUGGUAUUGGUGCUUGUAAAUUUCUUGAAGUUUUAGGAUUUGAUGGUUGUGAUGGAUUGACAAGUGAAAUGUGUAAUCCAAUUAUCAAGUCUGCACCAUUAUCACGACUGUCAUGUUUGAAUAUAACAAAUUCAGAUAUUCCACUUGAGAUUGUUACAGCAUUAGUGAGGAACGCUAAUAUAAGUUUGUGCGAGGUGGUUUUAUGUUCAACACAAAGUACAGAAUAUUUGGUUUUAGUCAUUCAAACAAUAGUCACUCAUUGCCCAAAUCUGACUAAAUUUGAAUCAAAACAGAUUCAUGGUAGUGAUGAAAUACUUGCAUUAUGUUCACUUUUACGGCGCUCUCAACAACUUGAAAGUUUAUCAAUUUAUGGUACAAAUCUGGACGUUGAAUCUUUCUUACCGAUGAUAGGGCAAUCUAUACCGUGCAGUCUUCGAAAACUAUGCAUUUCGUCGGAAUGGAUUUUCUCAACUACGGUUUUUGAAUAUUUCUUGAGAAAUUGUAGAGCACCUUUAACCUGGUUAAAUUUGUCUGCAUGCGAAUGUAUAACCGAUGAACAUUUGGAAUUAAUUGUAAAGUAUAUGGGCAAAACAUUAAAAUACCUUAGUGUGUAUCGAGCAGUGUAUACCAGGAUGGAAUCUUUUGAGAAGGUCAGAAAAGUUAUCCCAAUAGUUAUUGCUCCUGAGGAAAGUACCUUAAAAUUUUACCAAAGACGGUGUCAACGUGAAGAUUAA
Molecule: messenger RNA, 1569 nt
Organism: Entrophospora sp. SA101
Lineage: Eukaryota; Fungi; Glomeromycota; Glomeromycetes; Entrophosporales; Entrophosporaceae
Source: the annotation of a GenBank genome assembly